CAUCUUGUGUGUGUCGAUAAUACGGCGACGUUGUUAUUUUGCGGAGAAAUUCAGAGUGAACGGACAGAGAUUUUCAACAAAAAUAUUUAAUAAUAAUAGUAUAUUUAAUAAUAAUAAUAAUAAUAUUUAAUAGUAUAUUGCUGUAGCAUAUUAAAAUGGAAUCUAGUAAAUCGGAGUCUACACCGAAAGCCAUGGUAUACAUAUGUGGAGAAUGCCAUAAUGAUAAUGAAAUUCGCCAAAAGGAUCCAAUUCGAUGCAGGGAAUGCGGAUAUAGGAUUAUGUACAAAAAGCGUACCAAGAGAUUGGUUGUGUUUGAUGCCCGAUAAGUAUGUAGCUGAAAAUCAUGUAUAUAACUCAAACAGAAAUAUAAUGGAUCGUUAAUAUUA
This is a messenger RNA of Harpegnathos saltator (Jerdon's jumping ant), 386 nucleotides long. RefSeq names its product DNA-directed RNA polymerases I, II, and III subunit Rpb12 (gene Rpb12). Gene Ontology annotation, biological process: DNA-templated transcription. The coding region runs from base 156 to 326 and encodes 56 amino acids. Gene Ontology annotation, molecular function: DNA binding; zinc ion binding. NCBI's taxonomy places the organism in Eukaryota, Metazoa, Arthropoda, Insecta, Hymenoptera, Formicidae. The record is from RefSeq and is a predicted model, not a curated record. The transcript has 3 exons. Gene Ontology annotation, cellular component: RNA polymerase II, core complex; RNA polymerase III complex; RNA polymerase I complex.